This is a messenger RNA of Anthostomella pinea, 522 nucleotides long. Lineage: Eukaryota; Fungi; Ascomycota; Sordariomycetes; Xylariales; Xylariaceae. The record is from the annotation of a GenBank genome assembly.
AUGGACGCACUCAAAGCCUACCUCCCGCCAACAAAGGGCUAUUUGCCCUAUUACAUGUUUGUCACGUCGAUUCUCGCCGUCGGCAACUCGCUACAGAACUACCUCACACUGCACUACUCGCGACGUUUCUACAACGGCCAGUUCGUCCCCAACGCCUCUCUGCCCCCCAAGACGGCCGCCUUCAACCCGGAAGACUCGACCCAGAAGCUCGUGCCCGCUUCGCCCGCCAGCGCCAAGGAGGGCCGUACCCAGGACCAGGUGACUCCUCUCGCCGCGCGACUCUUCGCCACCUACACUCUCAUCUCAGCUAUUGUGCGCAUCUACGCGAGCCACAACCUGCACGUGGCACCCGUCUACAACAUCACGCUGUGGACCUACGUCGUUGCGCUGUUUCACUUCGGCUCCGAAUUCGCAGUGUACAGGACAGCCUAUCUCGGUCCGCCCAUCCUCUUUCCCUUCUUCUUCGCCACGGUCGGCAUUACAUGGAUGGUCAGCCAAUACAGUUUCUACGUCGAAUCGUGA